Messenger RNA from Poecilia reticulata (guppy), 1218 nucleotides. The record is from RefSeq and is a predicted model, not a curated record. NCBI's taxonomy places the organism in Eukaryota, Metazoa, Chordata, Actinopteri, Cyprinodontiformes, Poeciliidae.
UCUAUUCAGUUUUCCUCUCAUCUGAUAAGCUGCACUUCUUUUAUUUUCCUCGCUUCUUUCUCCCAGUCUGAAGCCCUGCUCCUCUUUUCUCUCAGCCCCUCACUCCAUUUACUCCUCUCACCCUUUGAUGUGGUUUUUCUGUACCUCCUCGCUCUCUUACUUCACAUCUCUCUUUCUCCUGAAGAUGAGAUAUAGUGCAUUAAUGUUACAGGGACUAAUACGGAUGUCUCUGAAGUAUCAGGCUCUUAUUAUGUAGUCAUAUUAAGGGAAGAAAACAUAUAAUGAGUAGUCAUAGACCAGGCACAAGAUGAUGGCUGUUCCAGUUGCCGUCACAUUUCCUUUUCUUCAUGAUUAUAAUGGUGGUAGAGGUAAUGAAGAUGACACGGAUGAAGAUAAUGAUCAUAAUAAUGGUGAUGAUGGUGAUGACAAUAAGAGGGAUAAUCAACAUAAUGACAAAGUUCACCUCGCCUAACGCCGUUGCAGGGAAAACAAGGACUGCAUGGAGUUCGCUCGGAUCCACCCAUCCAGUAGCUGCCAUGGUGACCUGACCCCUCACCUCCUUGUCCCCGGUGGAGCAAACCAAUUAGGGGACCCUGUUGCACAUGCUCACCCAGCUCACCGCCACUGGAUGCAGAGGACAGGAAGUCCCUCCCUCUGGAUGGGCCCUUCAUACGGUCUGAGCCAUGUGGGGAUGAGCCCCAGCUUCCCACCAGGUCUUCCCAACCCUCUACAGCCAGUCUUGGGGUCCCUCAGCCAAGAUCCUAACUCCCCUCUUGUGGUUCUUCCUACAGAACCAGGGCCUCAUCAUCCUCUCGGUAUGAAAAGCAGACUUUCACAGCAACAACAGUAUGCAUAAUGAUUGUUGUGUACCCAGGCUUACUGCCUUGCUGCCUCCUGCUUUCUUCUCAUUUGUACAAUGGAUGCUGCUGCUGCCGGUCCUCUCUCUGAGUUUUAGUAUCACUGGCUAAUCAUAAUAUAAUGCUCAACUAAGCCCCUCUGUCAGAGGGACAAUGUUUUAUUGCUUUGUUAAUGGGAGCUGCUAUUCCAUUGCCCCCUCUGCAUGUGCCUAACAUUACGCAAACCAUUUGAACUGGCGUUUCAUCCCUCUUGUGGUAGAGUGUAGAGGUGCUUAGACUGUGUGUGCAUGUUAAAAGUCAUGUUAAUGUCUAAAGCAACAUGUAGGGACAGUGUUACAUUUACAGUUAUGGUAUAGAAAUG